Acanthoscelides obtectus is the source of this 441-nucleotide messenger RNA. The record is from the annotation of a GenBank genome assembly. Lineage: Eukaryota; Metazoa; Arthropoda; Insecta; Coleoptera; Chrysomelidae.
AUGAUUGAUGACAAACCUCGCUCUGGACGUCCAUCAACUGCCCGAAUCGACGAAAAUGUUGAAAUAAUUCGAAAGCUUGUGCUAUUUGGAGGCAGUCAGGAGACCACGAUAAUGCACUUGCGCACACAGCCAUCUCUGUUCGACAGCUUCGGGCUAAAAAUGGCAUGGAUCCGUUGCCCCACGCACCUUAUCCGCCUGACCUGGCUCCGUGCGCUGUUUUCUUAUUUCCACCGAAGAAAAGAGACAUCAAAGGACGCCGCUUUGACGACAUUGAAGAGGUCAAGAAAAAAACGAGGGAGGAGCUAUCAAACAUUUCUAAGGAAGACUUCAAAAAAUGUUUCGAGCAGUGGAAGCACAGGUGGGUGUAUUAGUUCUUUUGAAGAUGAGGUUACUUUGUGAAAAAGUUGACAAUAAAUAGUGUAUUUGCAGUCGCGUGAGGAA